CCCGAAAUAAGAAAGAAGCAAGUGCACUCCUCUGUACAGCUCCAAGCCAUCGAUGGAGAGAAAUUCCUCAGUCGGUGCCAAGCCAUGGAGUCAUCAUCCUCAUCACCAUCAUCAUUUUCAGAUAUUACAUAAUUGUCCACUUCACAGCUACAUGUUGCAGUGCAACAAUCAUGUACCAACAUGCCCACUUUUCAGUCCUUCUCCAGUGCCGCAAAACCCUGAACAACACAUUACACCUGUUUUAUUGCCUGAGGAUUUGAAUAUACAUAUUUCUGAGCCUAAUGAUAAUUUUACCGACUCAAGAAUGAAGCAAGAUGAAGAUCUGGACUUAGAAGAUGAAGAGCCUAUUUUCGUCCUUACAGAUGAAUGGAGAGAUUUCUUUGCCAAAUCUGAAGCUAAAAGGAGAAAAGCAAAAAAGCAUGCUAAGAAGAAAGGGAAGAGUAAGGUCAAAGAUGAGAACGCACCAGCAUUGGAGAGUGAUUGCGACGUGAAGAAUGAAUCUGCUAUAUGUCCAGAGGUCUAAUGAGCAACAAAAAAGUUACAUUAUGAUGCACAUAGGACAGGACCGGGACAAGCCCCUUUUGUUAAUUCUGAGAUAAAAUGUCAAAUAUUGUAAUUCUAAAAGCUCAAGAAGUGUGUCUUGGCUUGAGGAAAUGUUUGAUUUUGACAAUCACGUGGGAGGAAGCCUGAAGCUGAUGCAAUAUGCAUUUCUCAAUUGCUAUUAAUCCUUGUAAUCGUUUGUGCCUUCUAGGGAAUAUUUUCACGACACUUUUGGUUCUAUUCAUAAGUCUUGUUAGUUGCA
Messenger RNA from Lycium barbarum (goji berry), 802 nucleotides. RefSeq lists its product as uncharacterized. The record is from RefSeq and is a predicted model, not a curated record. The coding region runs from base 53 to 523 and encodes 156 amino acids. NCBI's taxonomy places the organism in Eukaryota, Viridiplantae, Streptophyta, Magnoliopsida, Solanales, Solanaceae. The transcript is spliced from 3 exons.